UUAAAACAAAAAAAUAAAGAAUCUCAUACCCCAUGUAUUUUUCAGUGAUAUUUUUCGGUAAUAAUUGACUCAAUGACAAGUAUUAUAGUAAUUUGAUUCUUUAAUAUUAACAUGGAAGUAAAACUACAUGAAAAAAUAUAAAACUAGCUGAAUUAAGAAUUAAAAGAACCUAAUUUGGACAAUAAAAAAUUCUAUUUUUCAAGUGUGACAAAACAUAUAUAAUAGACAUGCCACAUACAUACAUAUAUAUAUAUAUAUAUAACUCAAAGCCAAGAGAGUGACCACUGAAAGCAUCAGUGCCAUCCAAGACAUGGCUCUCAUAGCAAGCAAUGAGACACACACUUUCAUAGUUUGACUCGAACCAUAUUGUGUAUACCGUCACAAUAAAGCAGUUCAGUUCCUCUAUGUUUAUAUAAAUUUCCACACAAACAGAGUGCCAGACUCUGACAGUUGAAGUUGGAGAAGAGAAGUGACUUCAUGGCUUCUUCUCUGCCAAAUUGUCCGCCGUUUGAGUUCGCCGCCAAGUAUUACUCCGGCACGGGGGGCAGUUGUGUGAGACAGAGCAGUUUCUUUGGAGGGAAAGCAGCUUUAAAUCAAGGUGUUGGGUACUCUGUUAUUCUUGGAUUUGGGGCCUUCUUUGCUGUCUUCACCUCCUUUCUGGUUUGGCUAGAGAAGCGAUAUGUUGGGUCGCGCCACACAUCAGAAUGGUUCAACACUGCAGGCAGGAAUGUUAAAACAGGACUGAUUGCUAGUGUGAUUGUAUCUCAGUGGACUUGGGCUGCUACAAUUUUACAAAGCUCAAAUGUUGCGUGGGAAUAUGGAGUUAGUGGCCCAUUCUGGUAUGCCAGUGGGGCUACCAUCCAGGUACUCUUGUUUGGCGUAAUGGCAAUAGAGAUCAAAAGAAAGGCUCCCUAUGCUCAUACUGUAUGUGAAAUUGUGAAAGCUCGAUGGGGAACCGCUGCUCAUCUUGUAUUUCUCACUUUUUGCUUCUUGACAAACAUCAUUGUCACGGCCAUGCUUCUUCUUGGUGGCUCUGCUGUCGUGAAUGCACUCACUGGAGUGAACAUCUACGCUGCAAGUUUUUUAAUCCCACUUGGCGUAAUUGUCUACACCCUUGCAGGGGGGCUAAAAGCCACCUUCUUGGCAAGCUACAUACAUUCAGUAAUAGUGCACGUUGUUUUAGUCGUGUUUGUGUACUUAGUUUACACAUCAAGCAGUAGGCUUGGCAGCCCAAGUAUCGUAUACCAUCGUCUGCUUGAGGUUGCAAGCAAAUCAAGAGUCUGCCAAGAGCCACUCACCCAUAAUGGGCAGUCUUGUGGGCCAGUUAGUGGGAAUUACAAGGGCUCUUACCUUACAAUGUUGAGUUCUGGAGGGCUUGUCUUCGGGAUAAUUAACAUUGUCGGCAACUUUGGUACUGUGUUUGUCGACAAUGGAUAUUGGGUAAGUGCCAUUGCUGCAAGGCCUUCAUCAACUCAUAAGGGCUAUUUGCUGGGCGGGUUGGUCUGGUUUGCUGUGCCAUUCUCUCUGGCAACGUCACUAGGUCUAGGAGCACUAGCCCUUGAUCUACCUAUAACGGCAAGUGAGGCCAGUCAUGGACUUGUUCCUCCUGCAACGGCUAUUGCUUUGAUGGGAAAAGGAGGAUCUAUUCUUCUACUUACUAUGCUUUUUAUGGCUGUGACGUCUGCCGGUUCAUCAGAACUAAUAGCAGUCUCUUCCUUAUGCACUUAUGACAUCUACCGCACUUACAUAAACCCGGAUGCAACUGGAAAGCAAAUCCUCAGAGUGUCAAGGGGAGUCAUCCUAGGCUUUGGAUGUUUCAUGGGACUUUUAGCAGUAAUACUAAACAAGGCUGGAGUUUCAUUAGGAUGGAUGUACCUCGCCACGGGAGUCUUCAUUGGCUCUGCCGUCCUUCCCAUAGCUUUCAUGCUUCUAUGGCGAAAAGCAAAUGCGAUUGGUGCCAUCCUUGGGACGACUAUUGGUUGCAUUCUUGGGAUUAUCACUUGGUUGUCAGUUGCGAGUGUUGAGUAUGGAAGGGUCAAUCUUGACACGACUGGAAGGAAUGCACCGAUGCUUGCUGGAAACCUCGUGUCCACACUUACUGGUGGAGCAAUUCAUGCUGUGUGUAGUUUUUUGUGGCCUCAAAACUAUGAUUGGGAUACGACAAAGCAGAUAACUAUGGUUGAGAAGGAAAAGAGUGAAUUGCUAGCUGAGGAGUUCAAGGAGGAAAAGCUGAUAAGAGCGAAAGCGUGGAUUGUGAAAUGGGGUGUUGGUUUUACUGUUGUGAUUGUUUUGUUGUGGCCCCUUCUUUCUCUUCCUGCAGGGCGAUUCAGCGAAGGGUACUUCACAUUCUGGGCAAUCAUAGCAAUAGCAUGGGGUACAAUUGGAUCAGCUGUAAUUAUAGUUUUGCCACUGACAGAAAGCUGGCAAACGAUCCAAAGCGUCAUUCUUGGCAUGUUUACAAAUGACAGGCUCAUGGAAAAGGUCGAAGAGUUGAAUUUGAAGCUGAACACGAUCAUGUUGGCGAUACCUGAAGCAGAAAGAAUCUACUUGCUUGAGAAAGGGAAGGCCAAGAAAAAUGAAGCAUCAGAGCCAGAUGCUCACAUUGUCCCUGCCUAAAACAUUUCUCACUCAGCUCAUCAUGAAUGAAUGGCACAAAAUUCUGCUUGGAUUUUGAAGUGAUGAAAUAAAAAAGGGUUAAAAAUUGGUGAUGUGAAUGAGUAGUGUUACAGCAAUUGGUUUCUACAUUAGGAUUGGUAGCAGUGUGUUUUUUGGAUUUUGGUUCAGUUUUAAAAACAAAAAAAUAAAAAAAUAAAUUUGUUGUUGAUC
Molecule: messenger RNA, 2826 nt
Organism: Camellia sinensis
Lineage: Eukaryota; Viridiplantae; Streptophyta; Magnoliopsida; Ericales; Theaceae
Source: RefSeq, a predicted model, not a curated record